Vitis vinifera (wine grape) is the source of this 605-nucleotide messenger RNA. RefSeq lists its product as uncharacterized. The transcript has 6 exons. The record is from RefSeq and is a predicted model, not a curated record. The coding region runs from base 112 to 471 and encodes 119 amino acids. Lineage: Eukaryota; Viridiplantae; Streptophyta; Magnoliopsida; Vitales; Vitaceae.
GUGGAGGGUUACAUUUGGGAUUUAAGGUGGUUUCCUCCCUUAAUCAAAUGACCAUGAAUAAAUAAAUACAGAAUAAAAGCAAAAACUUUGUCUGUGAGGAAGAGUGCAGCCAUGGACGAGGACGAAUUUCAUCGGCUUCUCGAGCUCUUCCCGAUCGUCAGAUCUCGCGACUAUCACGCGGACUUGGAAUCAUCAAGACAAUCAACUUCCCAGUCAUCACAAGAUGGGGCGUUGAAGGGGCAAAAUUCUUUGGAUGAAGGGAAUGGAAGGGAAAUUGAGAUUCAAGGAAUUAACUUACAUGAUGCAUUUUGGGAGAAACUAAAGGUGGUUGCAGAGAGGAAGGUGGGGCCGGUGGAGGCGGAGAGAUUCUGCAAGGCUUUUCAACAAGUCCAUAGGAAACUUGUGUAUGAAGAACUGAGCCUAGAAGCUGCUCGGAACUUUGUAAACUCAUCGAGAAGUUCAAAAGAAUAGACCCUUUCCAUGUUUUCUGGAUUUUCUUGUUUGUGUUAUAGCAUUGUGUACUUAAUACUUAUAGGUUACUUUGAAAUACAGGCAAGGUAAUUAAAUUUUAAGGGCAAUGAUCGUUGAACUUGAUGCUUUUAAAA